Scophthalmus maximus (turbot) is the source of this 1659-nucleotide messenger RNA. It is a transcript of the gene nmur3, whose product is annotated as neuromedin U receptor 3. Gene Ontology annotation, biological process: G protein-coupled receptor signaling pathway. Lineage: Eukaryota; Metazoa; Chordata; Actinopteri; Pleuronectiformes; Scophthalmidae. The record is from RefSeq and is a predicted model, not a curated record. Gene Ontology annotation, cellular component: plasma membrane. Gene Ontology annotation, molecular function: neuromedin U receptor activity. The coding region runs from base 224 to 1468 and encodes 414 amino acids. The transcript is spliced from 3 exons.
CUUGAGGAGACGUGGUCGUCCUCCAUCGGUCGUCCUCCAUCUUCCUCCUCCUCCUCCUCUUCGUCUUUGUCCAUCAACUUUUCAUUCCUUUAUGAUUUGUGGAACUGAUCUUAUUUGCGCUGCGCGUCACCGUGUCUCCGGUCGGGACCGCGCAGAGCGCGCGCCGAGCAGCGUCAAGUGUUGAACGAAGCCACGUAUCAAGAUGUGCUGACGUCUCUGUGAAAUGGAAAUCUCUUCAAACGCAUCCGAACUGUUCCUCAACAGCAGCACGACUCUAAAUGGAACAGGGAACUACACCAACGACCAGUUCACUGAAGUCAACCUCCUGGAAAUCCUGGGUCCAAAACGCUCGCCCUUCUUCCUCCCGGUGAGCAGCAUUUACCUGCUCAUCUUCCUCACUGGCCUGUCUGGAAACCUGCUCACGUGUGCAGUGAUAGCCAAACACAAGAAGAUGCGUAACCCCACCAACCUCUACCUGGUGAGCCUGGCGCUCUCCGACCUCCUGGUGCUUUUGUUCGGGAUGCCGCUGGAGAUUUACGAUCUGUGGCAGAACUACCCGUUCCCCUUUGGCGAGGGCGGCUGCUACUUCAAGACUUUCCUCUUUGAGACGGUCUGCUUCGCCUCCGUCCUCAACGUGACUGCCCUGAGCGUGGAGAGGUACAUCGCUGUGGUGCAUCCGCUCAAAACGCGAUACCUGUUGACUAAUCAGCACGCCAGGCAGGUCAUCGCCAUCGUGUGGGUGGUGUCGAUGAUCUGCGCCAUCCCCAACACCUCGCUGCACGGCAUCUUCUACCUGCCAGAGAGAAUGGCGGAGUCGGCCAUAUGCACCGUGCUGAAGCCCCUGUGGAUCUACAACAUGGUCAUGCAGAUCACCACCGUGUGCUUCUACUUCAUACCCAUGAUGGUGAUCGGCGUUCUGUACCUGGUGAUGGGUCUUCACUUGGGCAGAGAAACGCAGCAGCCCAGCGACAACCUGGGGAAGAACUGCAGCAGCAGUCGGAGGAAGAUGAGUGGGGAGAGCGGCCGCAGGAGACAGGUCAUCAAGAUGCUGUCGAUCGUGGUGGCUGUGUUCGGCGUCUGCUGGGCGCCCUUUCACAUCGAGCGGCUCCUGUGGAGUUCCGUCAGCCAGUGGACCGACUUGAUGCACAAUAUUUAUCAGUACGUCCACAUCCUGUCUGGCGUCCUCUUCUACCUCAGCUCUGCGGUCAAUCCCAUCAUCUACAGUCUGCUCUCCACACGGUUCAGGGAGUGUUUCCGAGAGCUCGUGUGCUUCCAGACGGACGACAACAGCUCUGUCAGAGACUCGCCGGCUUUUCCCAAAAUCCUGCUGGAUCCCUCCGUCGCAGGCUCCAGAGCUCAGACCAGGGACUUCGUCCCUCUGCUGUCUCCGAUCAUGACGCUGAGCACGGACACUGCGACCGUUACACGUGCCUGUGACGAGGUGACCUGCAGCACCUCGCGUUUCUAAUGGACAGUUGAUUUGAAUGAGCCAAGAACAGCUGAUCCAGAACCACUUUGAAUUUGGUGAGAGAAGCUCAUUUACUCUCUUGCUGAGAGUUAGAUGCUCGAACCAGCAUCUUCGCAUUAAGAUGCAUAAAGACUGGAAAUAGGAGGAAACAUUGCGUCGUCAUGACAUCCACAAAUCGACCAGCAGCUUUA